CCUCGCCAAAACACAAGGUCCUCUAUAUAUCGCCGCGCACUUCGUCGAAGAAACACAAUUAAUAAUUUCUUUUUUUCCGGAGACUGGCACAUACCAAAGCUUGAAACAAAGACAAGUCAGGCGGUCAAGAUGACAAGAGUUGCAGUCUAUUCCACCGCGCUGGUCGCAUUCGUCGCUGCAACCGCCAUGACCUUUGCCUCGAUCUUCAUCCCGAACUGGCUAAGCUACGAGAUCGACUCGCCUACAGGCAAAUUCACAAAGACUCUGGGUUUGCAUAGGAGCUGCUCGUCGGUGGGUGAUGGCAGUUGCCAACAUUUCCCACAAUAUGAUGAUUGCCAUGGCACGGAUCGGUAUUUCUGUUCCAUGUGGAAGAGCGUGGGAUUCAUGAUGUCAAGCGCCGCUGUCUUCGAACUGGUUACACUGGUGGCGUUCUGUGUGCUCAUCACGGGUGGGAAGCAGAAGAGGGAGACGGGCUGGAAGGUAUUAAGCUUCAUGCUGAUGCUGGUUGGCAUUCUCCAGUGCGCAGCUAUGGCUAUUGUGUCAUACCUGUUCGAUACUGAUGACCGCUUUUUCGUGGGCUGGAAAUUGUCUGAGGGCUGGAUUCUCUGCACAGUUAGCUGGUGUAUCUGCGUCGUCACAGCUAUAUUUAUCUCUGCUUCAGCCUUCAUCUUUGCGCCGGAAGAUGGAUAUGAGCUUAUUCCAAGCGAACGUUAUGUGGAUUGA
Amorphotheca resinae ATCC 22711 is the source of this 723-nucleotide messenger RNA. RefSeq lists its product as hypothetical. Lineage: Eukaryota; Fungi; Ascomycota; Leotiomycetes; Helotiales; Amorphothecaceae. The transcript has 3 exons. The record is from RefSeq and is a predicted model, not a curated record. Bases 130 to 723 code for a protein of 197 amino acids.